UGUCUUUCGUUUUUUUUUUUUGGUGCGGUGGUGGUACUGUGCUCGUACGGUAAAGGUCGUACCGUGGACGUGAAUUGUUUUUCAUAUCAAAUCAAUGUGGUGAUUUUGCAAGGAUUGACUUGUGAUUUUACUGAGGAAUGUGUCGAUAUUAAGAAUUACAAAUAUAAAUAAGGUUACCGAUGUGCAAAAUCUAAUUUUCCUGUUUGCUCUUGUGCAGUUAUAUUCAACAACGAUGAUCAAUACUUGGGAACUUAUGGCCAGACUAUUGCCCAUAUGGAAGUUCAUUAAAAAGUACAAUGGGGCCGAUGCUUUAUGUGAUCUCGUUGCCGGUAUUACUGUGGGACUUACCCUUAUACCUCAGGUUAUCGCUUACGCUUCACUGGCUGGAUUAGAACCACAGUAUGGCCUAUAUUCAGCCCUAUGCGGUGGAAUAGUUUAUGCAAUCUUCGGCACAAUCCCAGAACUGAAUAUAGCCCCUACGGCCCUUCUCUCCCUCUUAACUUAUCAGUAUACCCAUAAAGUGACUUUUGGUAACGUUAAGGCAGCCAUUAUGCUCACCUUUUUCGCUGGGAUAUUGGAGCUCCUUUGUGGCAUCUUACAUUUAGGGUUUCUUAUUGAUUUUGUUUCGACUCCUGUGGUGUCAGCCUUCACCUCUGCAGGGGCCAUAACAAUCGCUUCCUCUCAAAUCAAAAACCUUUUUGGACUCAAGUACAAUGCGGAAAACUUUAUUCAAGUGUGGAAAAACUUCUUUAUGCAUAUAAGUGAAGUUCAGUUAUGGGAUACUGCACUGGGGUUCGGCUGUAUAAUAGUGUUGCUUGCCAUGAGGACCCUUAAAGAUUACGGAGAGCCCCCAGUGUCAACUGAAAAAACCCCGGAAAAGUCAUCAACUUACAAGAAGAUUAUAUGGUUCAUUUCAGUAGGCAGGAAUGCCAUGGUAGUGGUGGGUUGUGCAUUUAUGGCCUAUAUUUUUAAGAUUUAUGAUCAUAAACCUUUCGCUUUAACAUCAAAAGUACCCUCGGGGUUCCCAAGUUUUUCCGUACCAUUGAAACCCAUUGAGGCAAGUAAUGGUACCAGUGGCACGGACAUUUCUCAAAUGUUGGCAGAACUUGGCUACAGCAUUGCAGUUAUUCCUUUUAUCGCUAUUAUUGCUAAUGUUGGUAUUGCAAAGGCUUUUGCUCAUGGUAAAGUGGUGGACGCGUCGCAAGAAAUGGUUGCCGUAGGUUUGUGCAAUAUUGCCGGAUCAUUUUUCGGAUCGUACCCUGUUAACGCGUCGUUUUCCAGGGCGGCGGUGAGCAGUGCCAGUGGCGUGCGCACCCCUUUAUCGGGCAUUUAUACCGGUAUAAUGGUAAUGUUGGCAUUCACCUUUUUAACCCCGUACUUUCCGUACAUCCCUAAAGCGACGUUGGCGGCAGUGAUUAUUUGUGCCGUAGUGUUUAUGGUUGAAGUAGCCAUUACCAAAAUGAUAUGGAGGAUAAACCGGUUGGAUAUGAUCCCUUUUAUAAUUACUUUUAUAUGCUGUCUCCUGAUGGGAAUAGAAGUAGGGAUCCUUAUUGGGAUAUUGGUGGAAGUUUGCAAGCUGAUGUACUUCACUUCCAGGCCUAAAAUUAUGGUGAAAAAGAUUCACGGUAGACGUACUUAUGUGAGAGUCACCCUUAACUCUUUAGUUUUCUUUUCGUCGGCUGAAUAUUGCAGAGAGAAAAUUUUCCAGUGUGUUUUGGAUUCGGGACAAAUGUUCUCUUUAGUACUUGUUGACUGCACUCAGACCACCGACAUGGACUUUACUGCUGGAAAGUGCUUUGAAUCCUUGAUUAAAGACCUGAAAAAAAUUGAUAAAAGUCUGAUAUUCUUGGCGUCCAAUGAGCACAUCUCGAAAAUGUUACAAGCGUCUUGUGGUAAAGACGUUGUGAUUUGCAAGUCUGAGGAGGAGUUCGAUGUGUCUUGUCCAGGUAAAAUCAACGCGGUAAGCAACGGCGAUAUGGAAACGGUGACCACCCAAAUGUGAUAUUUUUUUUGUAAUUUAUAUUUUAACUUUUUGUUUUUUAACAGUAUACAUUACUCCAUAAGUUCGAAUCUCAUAGAUUUAAGUGUUGUUAUUAUUUUGGAUUGUUUAAAAUAAAAAAAGGAAACAAUAACAUUGUUCAGUGUCA
Molecule: messenger RNA, 2147 nt
Organism: Anthonomus grandis grandis
Lineage: Eukaryota; Metazoa; Arthropoda; Insecta; Coleoptera; Curculionidae
Product: sodium-independent sulfate anion transporter-like
Exons: 12
Coding region: 233-2002 (589 amino acids)
Biological process (GO): transmembrane transport
Cellular component (GO): membrane
Molecular function (GO): sulfate transmembrane transporter activity
Source: RefSeq, a predicted model, not a curated record